AUUAACUCAGGCAUAGAACUAGCUAGUAUUCUGUCGUUUUCAAUAUUUGAAAGAGAACAGAUAACUUUAUCAAAUCAUAUAAAAAUCAAUUAUAACUAAGUCAUGGUCACUUUUAAAUGAUGAUUUUCCAGAAAACUGCUCAUAAAAGCUUCCUCGUCACAUGUUGACUUUCAAAAUAUUCAUUUGAUAGAGAAAAUCAAUGUCAACCUCUCUAGAUAGUUCCAUUGCAGCAGGUUAUGUGUAUUCUUCUAAGACCUUUGAAAUCAACUGAUUGACUACUACUCAUUCUGAAGUGAGCCGAUACAGUAGAAGAUUUUGACCUUGUUAGAACGAGUGUUAGUGUUUGUUUUUUAGAGCAACAUGAGUAAACUAGACCAAAACCUCAAAAGCCUUAGUUUUAACUAAGUAUUAUGCUGGAACAAUAUAUUUUCAUAAUAUGGAUUUGAUUAAUUUAUCUUGCUAUAGAAACUAAAGCAAAUAUUAUCACUCGUUCCAACAUGAUCAAAACCUUCUAUUAUAUCAGCUCAUUUGAAACUGAUUAGUGAUCAGUUAGUCGAUUUCAAAAGUCUCAGAAGAGUACAUAUAAUAGUUCACAUUGGAAUCAUCUGGAAAAUUCACCUUGAUUUUCUCUAUCAAAUGACAAUCUUAAAAAUCGACAUGUAAUUGAAAAAUUUUUAUCAUAAUUGUUUCGAAAAUAGUCACUGAAAAUUGAUGACUAUUUGACUGUUUGAUUUCUACAUGAUUUGAUAACUUUAUUAGUACUCUUUCAAAUAUUGAAAACGGCAAAGAGUUAACUAUUUCUAUGCUUAAGUUAAUCGCGAUACAAUCACAUGUUACGGGAUGAAGUAAUAAAUAACCCAAUAAUAAUUUCACUCACAAAAACCUACUUAAGUAUUUUAAAUAAUAUAACUGAUAGUCAUAAAAGAAAAUCUUUACAUAUUUCUUUGCUGCAUGUUUUUAUUGUCAUGAUAAAUAAGACUGACAAUCUUUGUUGAAAUGUUUUAUAUUAUUCUAUAUGUUAUACGGUCUAAUGUUUUAUUUUCUUAAAUAAAAAUAAUAAACAGUUUGACAUUAAACUGAAUAGUUUAGAAAUAACAGUUAAUCAGAUAAUAAUCUAUAUUCAAGAAGAAAAUAAUGUCGAAUAGUACUUAUUGUUGUUUUAUACAGAUUAUUUUGAUGAUGAUAUAAGUUUGUCUUUGCUAGUAAUUUUUGGAAUUGCAUACCAUUCGUCAACAGACAUUUUGUCGACAACCACUUCGUCGGCAGGCACUUUGUUGAAAGCCAUUUCAUCGACAGUAUACUUUGUCGAAUUCAUUUCGUCGACGCCUUUUCGUUGAAAAGUUUUUUGUCGACAUGUUUCGUCGACAACUUUUCUAGUCGAUCCUGUAUUUCUUCUCUCCCUUACGAAAUACUUUAUCCUUACAAGCUAACAACUUAGGAAACAAUUUUACCUUCCCUCAUAAAACCAAAAGUUUUCCUCGCAUGAAUGUUGGUGCAAAGCACCUCAUGGAGUUCUAGAGAUCUACCUGGAACCCUAGAAGAAUUAUCUAGGAUGCUAGGGAUCACCUGAGAUCCCAUGGGAUUAGCUAGGAUAAAAUAGACAAUAUCUUUAAUAAUAAAUGAUCCGCAGCUAUGCUGCUGGUAACCCCGCUGACGCUGUUGGAGUCUCAGAUUAUGGCUAUAACGUUCCAGGUGGUCUAUAGCAUCGCAGAUGAUCCCUAGCAUUUCAGCUAAUGCUUCUAGCAUAGCUUGUGGAGCUACCAGUAUUUUGGUCUCAAGAAAGAACAACAAAGGGCUCCGAACACCUCCGUUUCACUACGGAAUUUCCUCUAAACAGCUCUUGAUGCGAGCUGAGUCGUUAGAACAGUUUAGAUCAGCUCGUUUUUCGUAACAGAUCAUCAGUUUAGAGCUUUCUCAGAACUGUCGUACCUCUAUUCUACAUUCAUGUUCACACCUAAACCUACAUGCAUACUCACACCUGUACCAACACUCACAUCCUUCUUACUUUAUAUUGUGUCUGCUUGGUUCAAUAAAAAUAGUAGACUGGUUCUUCUUAACAUUAGUACUUCUUCACGAGUGUACGUUGACGAAAUCUCUGUCGACAAAAUUAUUUCGACGAAAAAAUGUCGACGAAUGAUAUGAUUAGCUAAUUUUGGUACUAAGUAUGAUCAUAAAAAAGUUUCAAGAUAUUAUUAUCAAAAAUAAACAAUGUUGUUGACUUUUGAGUUUGAUCAAUAAAACAUUCUCUUGUUCCUAUUCUUGAACAAGUCUGUAAAAUUCAGCUUUCACACUCUUUCUAGAUUAAAAGACAAAACAACACUAAUCUAAAAACUUCUAUUAUCGCAACAUCAAAAUGUCAUUUGUCUAUGUAUGCACAGAGACAAAAAAAGAAAAGCUGAUACACAUUUAAUGUCGAUAUAUUUGCCAUUAUCUUUACCUUUAUUUUAUUUUAAAGUAGCAUUUCAAUACAGUAGAAGCAACGACGAAUAUACGUUUUAUAUUAUUAUUAUUAUUAUUAUUAUUAUUAUUAUUAUUAUUAUUUAGAUGCAUGAAGUAUACAACUGACUGAUAAAGAACGAAUCAAGUUUUGAUUUUACUUCAUUAUUAUUAUUAUCAUCAUUUUAAGAACAACUUAGAAACAUGGUGCAUGCAAAAGGUCUCUUCUCUAACAGGUACGCAAAUAUGGAAUGCAACAAUAAAAUAAGAAGAAAGAAAUAUGGUUCACAAUGUUUGAAAUCAUUGAGGAUAUUUAUUCAUUUCUGCUUGUUACCUAAUAUUUUCCAGUUCAAAGAAUAUGUGUCUGUAUAAACAAACGUAGUUUGAUUGUAUAGUAUAGGAAGUUAUAGAAAGCCUAUUAAUGAAUGUUUUUUCUCGACAGAAUGAAAAGAAAAUCAUAUUAUUGACAUUUAAAAAAAAUGUCUGUGCAAUUUGCAUGCUAAGUCUUCUUUCUUUUUUUAAACAUUUUGUUACACUGAAUGACUUUUCAAAAAUUGUAAAACUAAAUGAAAUCAAGAAAAAUCAUAUAGGAAGAUAAGCAAAAUAACAAAAACCUUCAUUUGAUCUUUAUCUUUGCUUAUUGUUGUUUUGUUGUCUCUCAAUAUGUUUUGGAGAUUAUAACCAGGUUAUUUGGUUUUUUGCAUGUACCGUAAAACUACAAUCACAUCUACUGAUAGCUGGCACUCUAUGUACUUCUUAUAUUGAGUAUUGAUUAAUCAUUUCUAAUGUCUGACAGGAUAAAACGUAGACAUCUAUUACCUCGACAAAAAAAUGUGCAUAUAAACGUGUUUUGAAAACAAAAAGACUAAUACCCAGUGGCGUAACCAGGAGAGCUAGAGGGCACAGUUCCCUCCCUAGCGAUAUUGUUGAUACGUGUCUUUUAUUCGUCAGGACGGGCUCAGCCUCCUUUCUUGGUCUUUGAGCCCUCCUCCCCAACCCCAAAUGGAUAAAAUACAUGUAUCAAACAUUUUCUUAGAUGAGCCUCAACCUCUCCUAGGCCAAAAUUCUGGCUAUGCCACUGUUAAUACCAUUUGUUCGCCUCAAUUCUUUGAGUAUAGAAAAGAAAAAAAAAUACGAACUAAAUAAUACUUCCAUGAAUAUCAGAUUACAUAGAUCAUAGAUAAUCUUUAAAAGUUUAUCGAAAUUUGCUUAUCAAUUAUGUAUAUUUCAAAAAAAACACAAUAUAAAUCUGUUCUUUUAUUUGCAUUUACUCAUUAUGCUGCUUACUGUGCUACAAAUUCUGUACGACAUUGAACUUUAUGUUAACUAUCUAAUUUGUGUUAAAUGUUGAAUUUAUAGAACUCUAUUUCAAUAAUACCUGUUUCUUUGAAAGUAUUUAUUUUGUGAAACACGAUCUACCAAAAGUAUUCAAGUAUACAAGUACAAAUUUGGCCUUACUCCUUCCUUUCUCAACAGAUCGUGUCAGAUCUUGUUAAUGAACGAUCAAAGAACCUAUAUCAAUAACAACUUAUUACUACUUCUCUACUGCAUUUCUAAAGGAUUAACCAGAAGGAUGGUGAAAAACUGCGUCCAAAAUUACAUACAAUAAAGCAAUCUUUCUGUGAUUAGUAGCAGCAGCUCUAUUGUGUUUCAUCUUUUAGUCUCACAGAGAUUGUCCUAAUAGCUUUUAUCACUCUUUUAAAAAUUAAUUAUCUUUCGAAAACAAAGGUAGAUUAUAGUGUUUUUAUUUCUUUUGUCAUUUACAAUAAAAUGUUUUGUUGAUUUGUUUUUCUAUUUACAUUUAGGCGACAAACAUUUAUCUUUAUUCUUACUGCUGUUUCUGUUCUUGCUGUCAGCGGUGUUAUUAUUGGUCUUGUUUUGGGCUUAAGAAGACCUUCUCGAAAUGCUGAAGAAGAAGUAUGUGGUGCUGGUCAUGAAACAUAUACUAUAAAUGGUUCAUCGAUCUUGGGAAAAUAUUCUCGAGCAGCUGUAGCUGCUGAUAAUGGUGAAUGUUCAACAGUUGGACGUAUUAUCUUAGAAAACAAUGGCACAACAAUGGAUGCUGCUUUAGCAGCAGCUAUUUGUAAUGGUGUUAUGAAUGCACAAUCCAUGGGUAUUGGAGGUGGAUGUGUCAUAACAGUUUAUUCAAAAAAAAGAAAUAAAGCAUAUAGUAUUAUUGGAAGAGAAAAAGCACCAUUAGCUGCUAAUUCAACCAUGUUUAUUGGUCGUGAAAAUAUGUCUGUAACUGGAGGAUUAGCUAUUGGAGUACCUGGUGAACUAAGAACUUACAAAAAAGCUUAUGAAGAGUUUGGUGGAGGUGUAUCAUGGAAAGAACUUUUUCAGCCAACAAUUCGAUUAUGUCGAGAAGGUUUUCGUCUUAGUGAAUCACAAGCUCAAGCUGUUAAACAAAGAGCAGAUGUCAUACGUAAUGACUCGACAAUGAGAGAGCUUUAUGUAAAAAAUCCAUAUACAAAUGAAUUAUAUGGUGCUGGUGAUAUUAUGAAAAGACCAAAACUUGCUCGUACACUUGAAAUAAUAGCUGAACAAGGUGCUGAUACUUUUUAUACAGGUGAAUUAGCUGAUAAAGUUGUUAAAGAAAUUCAAGAUCGAGGUGGAAUCAUAACAAAACAAGAUCUGGCUGAUUUUGAUGUUGAUUUUCAAGAAGCACUAAGUGUUGAUCUUAAUAGUUCAAUAACUGCAUAUACAACACAUGCACCUACAAGUGGACCAAUUCUUACUUUUAUUUUAAAUAUUCUUCAAGGUUAUAAUGUAAAUGAAAAUGAUUUACAAAGACCAACAACAUCUUCUUUAUUUUAUCAUCGUCUAAUUGAAGCAUUUAAAUUUGCUUAUGCAAAAAGAAGUGAACUUGGUGAUCCAUCAAAAAUAAAUAUUACUGAACUGAUACAUAAUUUAACUUCAAAAGAAUAUGCAAAUGAAAUACGAUCACGAAUCAAUGAUGAUAAAACAUUUGGUUUUGAAUAUUAUGGUGGAACAUGGCUAGAUAAAAUAAAAACAGGAACAGCUCAUUUAUCAGUUGUUGGACUUGAUGGUGAUGCUGUUGCAUUAACAUCAACUAUUAAUCUUUAUUUUGGCUCAGAAGUUCUUGGUCCUGAAACAGAUAUAUUUUAUAAUGAUGAAAUGGAUGAUUUCUCGACUCCUAAUACAAUAAAUUCAUUUGGUGUGCCAGCAAGUCCAGCUAAUUAUAUAGCACCAGGAAAACGACCUGUUUCAUCAAUGGCACCUUUAAUUAUAAUAGACAAACGUAAUCAACGUAUACAACAAGUUCUAGGUGCUAGUGGUGGUACAAAAAUAACAACAGCUAUAGCUCAAGUAUCUAUGCUUAAUUUAUGGUAUAAUGAUGAUAUUAAAAAAGCAAUUGAUUCUCGACGUCUUCAUUCACAAUUAUUACCACAAGAUGUUGUUGUUGAAAGCGGUUUCGAUUAUGAUAUACUAAAGCGAUUGAAAGAUCGUGGUCAUAAUAUAACAUGUGAUGCUUUUGGUGGCUCUAUUAUACAAGGUAUUGAAUGGCGUGAUGAGGUGAAUCAAUACUGGGCUAACUGUGAUAUACGUAAAGGAGGUGCACCCGAUGGAAUAUCUUAA
Messenger RNA from Rotaria sp. Silwood1, 6036 nucleotides. Lineage: Eukaryota; Metazoa; Rotifera; Eurotatoria; Philodinida; Philodinidae. The record is from the annotation of a GenBank genome assembly.